AUGUCUCACUGCAGGGUGCUGUUUUUCUUUUAUUUCAGUGUGGCCGGUUGGGUGGAGUUGCACCAUCCAUCCUUUGACAGGUGCCAGGUGCUAGAACACUUUGCUGCCACUCUGCAAGUUGCCAGGGGCCACAGCAAUUUUUACAGACGAGCAAAGAGAACAGUGAACAGCGCAGUACUGGCAUCUCCAAAUCUCACUCCAAAUUUCCUGAGAGUAGCAAUCAGCGGCAGCAGUGCCUUAGAUCCAGGGGUGUCCGUUGACUUAUCGCCUCCAGAGGCGGCCAGGGUUUUUUUGGGGAUGAAUUUGGUACACCGCUAUGAGGCUGUCACAACAGAUACCCAGACAUGCUGUUUUUUAGUGGUAAUUCCAGACAAAGGAAGGAUGAACAACACACUUCUCACUGACAAGUUCUCCACAGCCCUCCAUUUCCAGAAACUUAUAAUGAACAAAUGCCGACAUGUACCUGACAUUACAGCAUUUCUGGGAACAUCUUACAGCCUGGUAAUUGUCCUGGGCUUGCUGGGGAACAGUUCCUUGAUAUAUGUACUCUGUCGAAGAAAAGAGAAGGGCAAUGUGACUAACAUUCUUAUUGCCAAUCUAGCCUUCUCUGACAUUCUAGUAGGAAUCUUCUGCUUACCGUUCUCAGUUGUCUACACCAUCAUGGAUUACUGGAUGUUUGGCCGGUGUUUAUGCAAGAUCACCAAUUUUGUUAUGUGUGCAUCUGUUACAGUAUCAGUCAUGAUCCUUGUCCUCAUUGCUUUGGAAAGACACCAACUUAUUCUACAUCCCACUGGGUGGAAACCCAGUGUCCUCCAAGCUUACAUAGCUAUAUUACUUGUUUGGGGCAUGGCUUCCCUUCUGGCUGUGCCAUUGGUCAAUGCCGUAGAUUUGACAGAUGGCAUUCACAAAAAUAUUUCAGAUGUUAUCGACUCUCUUGCGGACAAGUCUGCUUGCUUUGAGAACUGGACCUCUAUUCAGGAAAGGAGAGCAUAUAUUGUGACAAUACUGCUCAUGCAAUACAUAGUGCCACUUUGCUUAAUUCUAUGCUGCUACCUCCGGAUAUAUGUGUAUUUGCGCCAUAGGGAAGGUCUGUUAGGAAGGAGCUAUAGCCACAUGAGAAGAAUCAACAUCAUGUUAGGCUUUAUGGUUGGAGCCUUUGCCAUUUGCUAUCUCCCACUUCAAAUUUUUAACAUAAUUGUGGAAUGGGACCAUCAACUGAUUUCCGUGUGCUACCACAAUCUUAUUUUCUCCUUGUGUCAUCUGUUAGCCAUGAUAACAACUUUCAUCAACCCUGUCAUCUAUGGUCUCCUUAACAGCAAUGUGAAGCAAGAAGUAAAGUUAUUAGUUGAGAGGUGUGCAGGGCGGACACAGAGGACGCCCCAAACCCUGGAAGAGCCAGAAAAGCAUCCACUCUCCAAGUGUGGUUCAGCUUUGCCUGGUUCACCAAGUUCCAAUCAUGGACAAGAUAUAUGUUGAGAGGCAGCAUGUUAGCAGUUACAUUCAC
Molecule: messenger RNA, 1504 nt
Organism: Nanorana parkeri
Lineage: Eukaryota; Metazoa; Chordata; Amphibia; Anura; Dicroglossidae
Product: neuropeptide Y receptor type 4-like
Exons: 5
Coding region: 1-1476 (491 amino acids)
Biological process (GO): G protein-coupled receptor signaling pathway
Cellular component (GO): neuron projection; plasma membrane
Molecular function (GO): neuropeptide binding; pancreatic polypeptide receptor activity
Source: RefSeq, a predicted model, not a curated record